Molecule: messenger RNA, 1023 nt
Organism: Nicotiana attenuata
Lineage: Eukaryota; Viridiplantae; Streptophyta; Magnoliopsida; Solanales; Solanaceae
Exons: 3
Coding region: 1-1023 (340 amino acids)
Source: RefSeq, a predicted model, not a curated record
AUGAGAACUAAGCUAUUGCACGAUGUUGAUGCUGGUGAAGGUGCUAAACCAGUCGCGAAACAACUAAAACGAAAGGGGAAAGAGUUGUGUGAAGAUGACGAUUUUGUUGAAGAUUCCCCUAAAAUUCCAUAUGUUAAAAAACCCAAGGUCUCUCCUGCUUCAUCAAAACCAAAAAAGAAGAAACCCUCCAAAAAAGUACCAAAAUUGGUUGAGAAAAAGAUUUUGCUGAAGGGUGAAAAAUUGAAUUUUGGAUUGAGAGACUUUGGUUUGAUUACUGGUCUAAAUUGUGUGAAUAAGUUUUCAGACUAUGGUUACACUUCUACUUAUGUUAGCCAUCUAAUGAAUACCUAUUUUCCGAACAAAAAAAGGGUUGAGAAGUGGCAUUUGAAAAAUGUAGUAACAAAUAAAGCUUGGGAAAACGAUGAGCAUGCAGUGAAGUUGUGCAUUCUUUAUCUGUUGGAAUUUUUUGUUUGUCCUUCUGAUAAAGACCAUGUGUCUUUCAUAGACCAGUUUAGAUUCUAUCUGGUAGAGUCUGGUAAUUUUGAGUCAUACCCAUGGGGUAUUAAGUCCUUCAAUCAGGUUAUGGAAUCUGUCCGACAUCGUCUAAAUCCCCGUGUACAUUCUUAUCUCAUACGGGGAUGCUCAUUAGCCUUGCAAGUGUGGCUUUAUGAGUGUUGCUCCACCGUCAGCACUGAGCUUGCUAUGAGGUGUUCUAACUCAAUACCUCGCAUAUUAAGAUGGUCAGCUAAUAAGGGCCAGAUUUGGUUAACUGCAUUUGAAGAGAAGAUGAUCAAGCCUGAGUGGGUUAAGUUCACAAGCAUGACUGAAUCUGGAGAAGAGAUUGGAGUGCUUACUCUGCCAGACAAGAUUCAGUAUGAAGAUGAACAUGGUGCUCAAUCAUCACAGGUUCCAAUUGCUGGUUCUCCAACAUUUGAACCCAAACAUACAGAUUGUCAAGAGGACACUGAAUCUGUGGCUAGCAAGCUCAGGAAGCUGGAAAAGGGGAUUGAGCAGGUAAUAUAA